This is a messenger RNA of Trypanosoma cruzi, 1020 nucleotides long. RefSeq lists its product as uncharacterized. The record is from RefSeq and is a predicted model, not a curated record. The transcript has a single exon. Bases 1 to 1020 code for a protein of 339 amino acids. NCBI's taxonomy places the organism in Eukaryota, Euglenozoa, Kinetoplastea, Trypanosomatida, Trypanosomatidae.
AUGGAGCCCAUGGAAGCAAAGCUGUCUUUUGUGCCGUGUGUAGAAGACGACUGGCGGCGGCCUCGUCACAGGGAAAGUGAUGCAAAUUCCCUGUCGUUGGCGCGUCGCCUGGCUUUUCUCGAGGGUCAUGUGGAAGAGGCGUAUAACCUGCUGGAGACGGGACGUAGGCAGGGGGACUUUUCUUCUUCUUGGGCACGACGGGAGUGGAAAGAGGCAGCCUUGACACUUCUUUCACUCCACAACACGGAGGACGAUGCAUCGCGGUGGGUUGCGAGUGACCUCUUGCCAUUACCAUCCAAAGCGGCUCGCACGGCGCUUGGAAAAAUGGACAAUGUGAUGUACCAUUACUGCAUCUCGUACUGGGUGAAGCUUGCAGUUACGGCAAUGAUGCAUCGAGAGAUGUCUUAUGACAUGUCAUUGAGGGCAGCAGCAGACACGCUGCUUUUUGUACUUAAAGAUAUCUGUUGCAUGCGUCUCUCCUUGUCCUCACGUUGUUUGCCCACAUGGCGAUUGUUGGAGCAUGUGCUCCUGGAGCUGUUGCGUGUGGGUGAGAGCAGUGCGGAUGCCUCUGUGUCCUCCGCUCUGGACGUGGUGCGGCGGAUGCACCAGUACCUUGGCCAGUAUAUUAUCCGCUACCUGGAAAUGAGGGAUCGUCCGAUGGAGGGACAGCGUGGCCUUCUUACGUACCGCGGCGUAUUUGACCGCCAGUCCGGGGGCAUGAAUGGGGGCGACGAUGAGACGACGGGCAAGCGUGAGGGAGAGGGCGUGGAACGACUUCCCACAAGGUACUUGCCUCGUGAAGUGUGCGGGGCGUUGCGCACACUGUGCAGGAGCGGGGACACAUGCGGGAGUCUUGAGCUCUUGAAGGAUAGUCACCCCACUGAUAGUGCCGCUGCCGCUGCUGAGGAUAAAGAUGAAGAUGAUAAGAACAUAUUGGCGUUGGAAGCGUUUUUGGACCACUACUUUUUCCGCAGUGCACCGGUGGCGUUUGAAAGGCCGUUAUGUAGCUCGGAAGUUUAG